Molecule: messenger RNA, 462 nt
Organism: Penicillium argentinense
Lineage: Eukaryota; Fungi; Ascomycota; Eurotiomycetes; Eurotiales; Aspergillaceae
Exons: 1
Coding region: 1-462 (153 amino acids)
Source: RefSeq, a predicted model, not a curated record
AUGCUCCACCACACACCCUCAGACAUCUGCUGGACAGUAGCAGCUUCCGCCUCUCAGGCCUCCGAUGCAGAAGCCAUUAUCGCCGUCACGCAAGGAUUCCUCGCCGCGCUCAGCGCCAAAUCGCGCAUCGACUUCGAAAAGCAUUGUAUUCGCGCCGGGGGUAUGACCCUUUCCCCUCCCUCCCCCACCAUGCUGCGCUUUUGUACGAUCGGAUCGUUCAUUGAGUACAUGACGACUCUGAAGGACGACAUCGACGAGCGGAUCUGGGAUCCUGAAGUCAAGAUACACGAGGCCGGGAAUCUCGCAGCCGUAUGGGCGCCGUUCCGGGCGAAAAUCAAUGGGGUCGUCGACCAUGUGGGUGUUGAACUAUUCGUCUUGCACAAACUGAAUGGCGAGUGGAAAGUGACUGGUUUGGCAGAUUCCUGUCGACGGCCAACGGAGGAAGAGAUGGGGAUGGACUAA